Messenger RNA from Symbiodinium sp. CCMP2592, 1116 nucleotides. Lineage: Eukaryota; Dinophyceae; Suessiales; Symbiodiniaceae. The record is from the annotation of a GenBank genome assembly.
AUGGAGGAGGCUUCGGUGCGAUUCGCCAGCAAGCGGUGGCCUGCUCUGCUUCCCCCGAUUGUGGCGACUCUGGAGGCUUUGGGCUGGUGGUGUGACGAGCGCGGCGCCUUCAUCUACCGGCGUGACUCCUGCGACCACGUCCGGGCCUUCGAAGUGGGAGUGGGCUCCAUUGACGUGUUGGCCGAGUGGCUGCGGGAUGUGUAUCGUCGGCGGGAGCUUGCUAGGUGUGGCCGGGUGACCAAGGCGUUGCAUCGGGAGGAGGAUGGCUUGGCUCAGGGUCUGGUGCUUUCUGCUCCGGCGGCGGGGACCCUAGCGGUGUUUCGCCGGACACAAGUGGGCGUGGCGUGGCUCUUCGUCUACAGUGGAGAGGCGCUGCCGCAUUUGAUGUGGAAUUGCGAGGCAACCUCUGAUUUGGUGAGCCACCUGCGUGCUCCUGGGCAUCGCUUGGAAGAGAGGCUCCUGGCCCAUGCGGUUCCCGAGUUCCCCUUGGCCCCGGUUGUGGUUGACUACGAGGACAUGCUGGACUCCAUUGCGGAAACCCUGGACAAGCGACUUGUGGAGGACAGACCCCUGUUCGUUGCUACGGAUGGCAGUCUUGUGGACUCUGUUGCAGCUUGGGGCUUGGCUCUGGACGGCGAAACUUCUUUCUCGCUGAACCUUGGUGGCGAGGACCAGUCGGCCCAUCGUGCGGAGGUGGAUGGACUCCUGGCUGUGGCUCUAGCUCUGGGCCGAUGUCAGCAAAGAGGCACGGUGCACAUCCUUGCUGACUGUCAGUCUGCGCUUGCGGUAGUUGACGGUGGAGGUCAGACACCCUUGUUGGCUGCCAGGGCUCUUGCUGCCUUUGCAGCCCUUCGUGGCAGGAUUGACGUGCAGAAGUGGUGGGUGCCUUCGCAUGGUAAACCAGCGCCUCCUCGAUGGCGCUGCCCUCCAUGUGGCGAGAUGCUUGCGAGGGCUCUGAAUGCCCAUGCUGACAGAGCUGCGAAGAGCUGUGCUACGAGAUGCAGUGCUGGGUCGGGACGUCAAGCUUGCGUGCGUGCUCGAGAGGUUGCCUUUGAGUGGGAGAAGCAGGUCCACUUGGCCUUCCGCCGGGUGGCCACGCGUUGGGCCGAGGCCUAG